Molecule: messenger RNA, 1900 nt
Organism: Guillardia theta CCMP2712
Lineage: Eukaryota; Cryptophyceae; Pyrenomonadales; Geminigeraceae
Exons: 14
Coding region: 218-1900 (560 amino acids)
Biological process (GO): protein N-linked glycosylation
Molecular function (GO): alpha-(1->6)-fucosyltransferase activity
Source: RefSeq, a predicted model, not a curated record
CGAGAAGGAGAUGAAGGAGGAGAUGGACAUGUUGAGGAAGGAGAAUCAGCUGCUGCAGGUCAAGAACCUCCACCUCCUCAACCUCCUCACCGAGUCUCAAUCCUCCUGCUCGUCCCUCGAAGCUGCGAUCUCCGACAUCAAGAGCAAGAGCAAGAAGGCGGGACACUGAGCCCGAAGGAAGGAGGAGAGCAGUGUGAAGCAGCAAGUACCCGGGAGCAUGUUGCUCCUGCUCCUGUUGCUCCUGGCUCUGCUGGGUGCUCCAUGCGCAAGGACACAGGUGACAGGAGCAGAGGAGCUGCAGCGGGUGAUGGAGCAGUACGACUACUCUCCUGCCCUCCCCUCCAGCCCCCGCACACUUGAGACAUGCAAAGACUCUGAUGCUUCCUGCUGCAUAGAGCUGCUCUACCCUCGCCGAGGAUACCAGGGGGACAACUCGUCCGCAGCGAGGAUGAGGAGGUCAGAGGCGAGGCUUCACUUCAGAGAGGGAGGAAGCAGCUUGCGCAGCAGAAGGCAGCUGCGGGUACUGGUGGACGAGGCGGACGAGGCUGUCAGCACGGACCCUGAGCUUGUGAUGGCUUCGAAGAUGUCGAGGACACUCGGGGACCUGGAAGGAGGCGAAAGAGACCUCGCGCAUGAAAGAGAGGACGAGGACGGUGAUGACGGCAGGAGGGUCUACCAUGUAGAGGUGAUGGACCUUCCCGUUGAGCUCUAUGAGCUGUCCGUCCAGCUUCUCCACCAGGAUGGAGACAACAAGCAGCUCAUCGGCGAGGUCUCUUUCGCCUCCUUCGAGGUCGCCGAGUGUGCGCGACAUGGACGACUGUGCGAAGAGGAGGAGGAGGAGGAGGGGGGAAGGGAGGAGAAGGCGAUGGAGGUGCAGGAGGAAGAGCUGAGGAAAGUCGAGGCUCUGACGAGAUUGAUCGCCUCCUGCCCUCCUCAUUCGCCGAGCCGAUGGUGGCUGGAAGGAGAAAGGAGGUUGCGGUACGAGCUGGAAGAGCUUCACUCUGUAGGCCGAUGUGGAGCAGGAGGGAUGAGGUUUCAUACGAGGAUGCACGGGCUGGGGGCGCAGGUUCAUUAUCUUUCCGAGGGGCUCACGAGCGCAUGGAGGAAGGGAAAUGCUCUGCUGCUCGCCGGCAACUCCUCGCGGGCUGUUGAGUGCGGGAGGAGGAAGAUGAAAGGAGGACACGAACUUGCUCGAGAGCUCUACAGCUGCUUCCUUCAGCCUUUCUCUGAGUGCCCGGAGGAGCCGCAUGAAGACUCGACUCGUCACGAGCCCGAACCGAACUCGCGCUACACGGGCAAGGAAGUGCAGGAAGUGCCCAAGGGUUCUCGGUUCUGGUGGAGAAUGCAAACAGUCUCGUUCCUCCUUCGUCCUUCUCCUGCGCUCGAGGCUCAACUGCGACUGGUGAAAGCGGCUCUUCGACUUCCUCCAUCUUACAUCGCGAUGCACAUUCGCCAUGGAGACAGCUGCAUGCAUGCGACUAUCUCCUCCUUCCGCCCAAAGUGCGUUCCAUUCGACGUCUACCUGGAGCGAGCGAUCGAGAUGAGCAACCUCUAUAACGUCAAGCAUGCAAGUCGGAGGCCUGACGGGUCACGAGCUGAGAAAAAGCAGCUGGACUUUGACAGAAGCGUGCUGGAGGGCGACUGGUUCCUCGAGUUUCGAUCCCAGCUGGGGUUGGCGGAUGCUUUUGAGAUCACUCAGUCGGCUCUUAUCGAUCUCUUCCUCCUCUCUCAAGGCAAUUUCUUCGUUGGAAGCUUUGCUUCUCAUUUCAGUCGCCUCGCGUUCGAACUCAUGGUCGCUCGCCUCGGCUUCUUCCCUCCCUUCGCGUCCGUUGACUAUCCCUGGUGCUUUCACAUGCUCCACAAGGAUGAAGUCCCCGGCUACGGGCCCGUCAACUGCUAG